CCUCCUCCCCCAUCAACGCUCCCUCCUCACAUUCCCCGCACACCAAGAGACGAAUCUGUCCAUGCUAGGGUUUGGAUUCGUGGGUGGAGCCCGAGGUUAGAUCCAGCAGGGGAAGGAAGAUAGAGGAGGGGAGGGAAGGGGUUAUGAUCUCCAUGAUGUGGAGGCUGUGGACAGAUGCUCAAGAAUGAUGGUUUCAGUCAUGUCAUUGCUGAAGACCGAACUGACCAGGUCUACCUAUCUAAACAGAUCUUCAUGGUUCUCUACAACCGCGACAACGUGGAGUCCAUCGGGCUGGACGAAGCGGCCAAAUGCCUCGGCGUGGAGAGGCGCCGGAUCUACGACAUUGUCAACGUGCUCGAGGGCGUUGGGCUCGCCAUCGCCGCCAUCUUCGAGCCUCCCUAAAGCACGGGCGCUGCGGGGUCGUUCCUCACCGGCGUCUCCUUGGCCAACCUGUCCAUCUCCUUCCACCGUAUGCCUAGGGUCGAGUGCCUCCCACCCAUCAAAUCCAAGCAUCAGGAGGUGCUCACCUUUGACAGCGGCCAUCCCUCAACCCUCUGUAGCAUGUGGCGCCCCGCUGCGAAUUUGCCUCUAUGACAAUUGCCAUCCUCGCAUCCCAAACCGUCGAUGCCCACCCCUAACACGGUUCCUGACCUCCCUGACAGGGGAC
This is a messenger RNA of Zea mays, 667 nucleotides long. RefSeq names its product E2F transcription factor-like E2FF. Gene Ontology annotation, cellular component: RNA polymerase II transcription regulator complex. Gene Ontology annotation, biological process: regulation of transcription by RNA polymerase II. Gene Ontology annotation, molecular function: RNA polymerase II cis-regulatory region sequence-specific DNA binding; DNA-binding transcription factor activity, RNA polymerase II-specific. The record is from RefSeq and is a predicted model, not a curated record. The coding region runs from base 175 to 402 and encodes 75 amino acids. The transcript has 4 exons. NCBI's taxonomy places the organism in Eukaryota, Viridiplantae, Streptophyta, Magnoliopsida, Poales, Poaceae.